UUCGUCCCCGGCGGGAGAAACGCGGCUGCGUCGCCACGCCCCUCGGCGUAGAGUUGCGUCGCCACCGUGAGGGCGGGACAUCCUCUUCGAAGCCCGGCGCUUCCGCCGCCGUCCGGAAGUCAAGAGCUGGUACUUCAGUACUGACCCCUUAGCUCACCUUGCUUAUCCCGGGUUCGAUCUGUCCUACCUUAGGCGACCCCGGGCACUGUUGCUAGGCCCCCAACGAAGCGCACGUCGCAGAUCCCCCGCCUUCGGUCUUAUCCCCGGCGCGGUUGCUCGCCUUGUUUACCGGCUGAGGUGACUUGCUGCGUUCCGGACCGCCCAUGGCUGGGGCUGCCCCAACCACGGCCUUUGGGCAAGCUGUGAUCGGCCCGCCGGGCUCGGGGAAGACCACAUAUUGCCUGGGCAUGAGUGAGUUCUUGCGCGCGCUAGGCCGGCGCGUGGCCGUAGUGAACCUGGACCCGGCCAACGAGGGCCUGCCGUACGAGUGCGCUGUGGACGUGGGCGAGUUGGUGGGGUUGGGCGACGUGAUGGACGCGCUGCGGCUAGGGCCCAACGGCGGCCUGCUCUACUGCAUGGAGUACCUGGAAGCCAACCUGGACUGGCUGCGUGCCAAGCUCGACCCCCUCCGUGGCCACUACUUUCUGUUCGACUGCCCAGGCCAGGUGGAGCUCUGCACGCAUCAUGGCGCCCUGCGCAGCAUCUUCUCCCAAAUGGCAAAGUGGGACCUUAGGCUGACUGCUGUCCACCUCGUGGAUUCUCACUACUGCACAGACCCAGCCAAGUUCAUUUCAGUACUGUGCACCUCCCUGGCUACCAUGCUUCACGUGGAGCUGCCACAUGUCAACCUCCUCUCCAAAAUGGACCUCAUUGAGCACUAUGGGAAGCUGGCCUUCAACUUGGACUACUACACAGAGGUCCUGGACCUCUCCUAUCUACUUGAUCACCUGGCAUCUGACCCUUUCUUCCGCCACUACCGGCAGCUCAAUGAGAAACUGGUGCAGCUCAUAGAAGACUAUAGCCUAGUCUCCUUCAUUCCUCUGAACAUCCAGGACAAGGAGAGCAUUCAGCGAGUCCUGCAGGCUGUGGAUAAAGCCAAUGGCUACUGUUUCGGGGUCCAAGAACAGCGAAGUCUGGAGGCUAUGAUGUCUGCUGCAGUGGGAGCGGACUUCCAUUUCUCCUCCACUCUGGGCAUCCAGGAGAAGUACUUGGUCCCCUCGGACCAGUCAGUGGAGCAGGAAGCCAUGCAGCUAUAGCAGCAAGCUGAGCCCUGGAGAGCAGGAUGCAUAACCCAGCAGUGGGGAAAGUGGAGGCUCCCGGUGAGCAGUGGACAGCUCAGCAAGCUGCAGACCCAAGAGCAAGUCCAGCCAGAGCUGGGAGGCUGGCAAGGGGACACCCAGCUCUGCAAAGGACUUCUAGCCAAAAAACCGGACGUGGCACCAAGCAGAGCACCUACCACAGCCUCCAUGGUGCUCAUGAACUCUGGACCCUGCCACCAGGAAGUUGAGCACUGGUUCCACUCAGGCUGUGAUGGAAUGAGAGUUUAUUUUCUACUUUUUAAUGCCUUCCAAACUUUUCUUCAAUCCUCCAGGCCCAGGGGAUUGGGGCAGAACAAGGAAAUGUCACCUUCCCUUGCAAGAGUCCUGUUUCUGCAUACAGGUCAGUGCUUCUCCAAAGCACAGGAUCCAUCAUAUUCGGAGAUUGACACUCUGUUUCCAAUUGUGUGUUUUGUUAGUCUUGAGUUUUUGUUUUUGUUUUUUUAUUUUUUUAGAGAUGGUCUUGCUAUGUUGCCCAGGCUGGAUUUGAACUCCUGGGCUCAAAUGAACCUCCUGCCUCAACCUCCCAAGUAGCCGGGACUGUAGGCAUGCUGCUGCACCGAACAAUCUUCAGUUUUAACAGUGAACCUCAAGCCCAAGCCUUCAUAGGCAACACUUCUAGCUAGGCCUUAUUAAUGUUUUAGUUUAUUUGUAUUUAUUUUAUGAUUUUGUUCUAUUUUUGAUAAGUAUUAACUAGUUUUCCAUUUACAAUAGUAAUUAAAAGUUUACUUCAAGAAUGAAAUUUAUACAAAGUGAGUUGUUUAGGGAAAUAUAUUAAGUAUAUAAUAUGACAAUUGUUAUGAGGUUGUGGCAAAAAUUAAGAUGGCUUAAAGUUUGGAAAUACUGGUGUUUGGCUUACUUUGUUCUUGCAGCUGGUCAAAUGCAUUCAUAUUUUCAACCGGUAGGUGGCGUCUCAGACUUAUUUUUUACAAUUGUAACCUGGCAGCAGAAGGGGAGGGAUUGAUGGCCUGGGGAAGACUUGUGCCACAAGUCGUGUUUGCAGACAUUCAGGCCUUUUAACACAUGUGAAGGGCUUAGCAUUUUGCAGAGUGCUUCCACACAUAUUCUCAUUAGAGAUAGACAAGAUGGGGACUAUUACUAAGCCAUUAACUCAUUUUACAGUGAGGAACCAGAAAGAUGAGGAGUUGAACUAUGGUCAGCCUGAGUCUGUCAAUAGCCCACUUUGUUGAGUGAAUUGUGAGUGUCCCUCCUUUGGUACACUUAUUGGUGAAGAGUCACAGCCCUUAUCCCACAGGAUUUGUAGCCAAUCAGGAGAAAGAAUUUAGGCACCUGAAAAGUGUUAUUACUGAAUCAUAAAUCAAGGGAAAGAUAGGUCACUGAUGGUUUGCUCAGUUGGUGAAUUCGGUUUAGGAAAAUCUAUUCUGAAACAGCAUUGAAAUAGUGGUGACCGAAUUUUGCUUUCUGGUUUUGGCAGCCAGAGCUGAAGGCAGAAGAGUAAGGGGCUAUGAGGAGGCUACUAUGGCUGGAACAGUAUGAAAGCAGCCGACCACAGCUCCCACGCCUGGCUGUAUAGGGGAUAAUAACUGGGUGCUGCUUCCCAGCUUCUUUCAUCUGAGGAGUUCAAAGCACCUCACCCCUAUUAACACCCUGCACAGUAGGUGGGGAGUAUCAACAGAGUGAGCCAGGGAAACUGAGGCCAAGAGGCACAGCUCAGGGCUGGCUGUGAGUCACCUGUGGCUCCUGGAGCCCAGGAGUUCUGACGCCCAGGCUGCUGGACAAUUUCUUGAGGGCAUAAGGGUAGGUGUUAUGUUUUUGAAAGCAGUACUGAUAGCUGUGGUCAUGGGUUUUGAUGGUUACCCAUCACAAAAGGCCCAGUUCUCACUGAAACAAACCAGGUGUGGGGCUGGAAGGCGUCAUUUAGAGCUUUAUGGCCUCAUAUCCAAGCACCCUCAGCAUUUACUCUCUAUAGUCAUGGAGUGGAGAGGGAUGGAAGUAAUCCAGAACUUUAUUUUCUGGCCUUGAUGUGACAGCAUGGGUAUUUUCUUCCCCAAUAAAUGUCGCUUCUGUCUAC
Messenger RNA from Microcebus murinus (gray mouse lemur), 3348 nucleotides. It is a transcript of the gene GPN2, whose product is annotated as GPN-loop GTPase 2. Lineage: Eukaryota; Metazoa; Chordata; Mammalia; Primates; Cheirogaleidae. Gene Ontology annotation, molecular function: GTPase activity. Gene Ontology annotation, cellular component: cytoplasm. The record is from RefSeq and is a predicted model, not a curated record.